This is a messenger RNA of Scomber japonicus (chub mackerel), 2362 nucleotides long. It is a transcript of the gene apof, whose product is annotated as apolipoprotein F. Gene Ontology annotation, biological process: cholesterol metabolic process. The coding region runs from base 185 to 1483 and encodes 432 amino acids. The record is from RefSeq and is a predicted model, not a curated record. Lineage: Eukaryota; Metazoa; Chordata; Actinopteri; Scombriformes; Scombridae. The transcript is spliced from 2 exons.
CAUUGGAGGCAAAGAGAAAGAAGAUCGCUAUGCACAUUCUGUGGAGAAAAAAAAGGAGGACAAGGACAAACAAAAGCAUCCUACAGUACAUGCUGAAGACCUAUCAGUCGCACUGCUACCCUGUGGACUUCACAUCUGAUUAUUAAGUGUCGUGGUUUCAGAAAAGAGCUCUAACAAGAGUGGAAUGAUGUUCUCCAAGUUCAAGUGGCUGAUUGUGAUCCAGCUCCUGCUGAAUGAACAGGCUCUUUGCAGAGUGCCACAUCCUUUGGCUCGGAGGAAGAGUCUGCUCCCAGAAACUGACAUCCAUGAAGUUGAAGAAAAGACAACCAAACAGGAUGAUCAGGCUCUCUGGAUUUCCCAACUUAGCACAACACAACAAGAGGAGAGAGCCCAGUCUGCUAAACAUGUCCUAUCAGUUCUCAGGGCAAAGCUUCAGGGGCAGAUUCAAGAUCAUCUCCACAUUCAAGAGAAUGUCAGCUGUGGGGAGCUACUGUCUGCCAGCACUAUGGACGAUCCGUUAUCUUCCACGUUCCCACAGGAGCUUCUGGGUCUCUCUUUAGUGCCCGUGUUGGUGGUGGCAGGCUGCCCACAGGAGGCCCAGAGCCUAGUGCUCAAGCUGUAUGACCUGAUGGGAGUAACUGAUACAGAUGAGCUCCUGAUGGAGGUGGAGGAUCUGAUAAAGAGGAGGAUGAGCAAGUCAACAUCCACACCAGCACCUGUAUCAGCAGCAUCAACCUCAGAGAGGGAUCAAGCAGGGCACCACAUAGAGGCUUUGAUGUUCAACAUUCAGCAACUGGCUGUGGUGGGAGAGGGUAUGAUGGGACAAGGCACCUCUAAGCAGGAAGAGCGUUGUGAGGGUUGGACCAGAGUGAAUGGAACCACACUGGUUGGAACAGCUGUGGACGGAGCCACAGGUGGACUGGAGGAGGCUAUGAACACCUGUGAGAGACUGGGUGUCCUGUGUGCUGGUGUGACCAGCAGUGGACUUAAACCUGGCAAGUAUGAGGCAGUGUUGAAGAAAGGCAGUCGCAUCCUGCCCUCUGAAUCUUCUGAGUCUGAGUGUUGGAUCCAUCAGUGCAGUACCGAGGAUGAUGUUUUGAUCCCUGCUGCUUUAGGUGGACGAAUGAGGCGCAGCACCCAAAGGAGCUGUAUCAACAAAAGUGAGGAGCGCGUAUACAAUGUAAUAGAGUGGAUCCCUGCAGUCAGUACCCUCUACAAUCUCGGCACAGCUGUGUAUUACGCUUCAGUCAACUGCUCAGAAACUGCCAAGGAGCGAGCCAUACUCACUGCUGUUGACCUCAGCACAGAUGCUCUCAUGGUCGCCACAGGGGGGACUGCUGGGGUGGCGGGCUAUGCCCUGGGUGCAGGGGUGAAAAGUGGAGUGAAAGCUGGAGUCAAGUAUCUGCUCAACUCCAUGAAGGGGGAAGACGAUGUGAUGGUGAAUCAGAACAGCUGGGAGGAUGGUGUCAUCACUGUAGACUGAUGCUUAUGUGAAGCUUUGGCAAUAAGUAUAUUUUAGUUUCUACAUGUUUUAAAAUAACGAGAGAGGAUCAAUGUUUGUUAACUGACAUGGUUUCAGAGUAACAAAAUAUUUUAUUAGACUUUAAAUAAUCUAGAUAAUUUGGAAAACAGGAUCACACAUUAUUGUGGAUCAUCAGACUCAGACUGUUUGAAAGGGAAAAAAGCUUUGUCUUUGUUGUGUGUGUGAUUGUGCACACAAACUUCGUUUUACACAAUUUGCACAAUAAUUAUUCUUUCUCAAAAGUGACUUUCAGAGAAAAAGAGAAACAAUUUAAUCUAAAGGCUAUUAAAAUACAAUUAAAGUAUAAAGUGAUUUACAUUACACAUUAAUUGUAAACAGUCACAGUAAUCUAACAAUAAGUAACCUCAGAUAAUAAGCUUUGAAUCUUCUAGAUACAAUAGUUGGACAAUUUAUCAUGUUAAGCAGCAACAUUUAAAGAACAGGUCUCAGGAAACUCAGCCCUUAAAACCCUCAAUACUUUGAUUUUUACCCUCCUUUUUUUCCUUGUGUUCAUGUCAUCCACCACUUUUCCUCCUUCUGUCGGGUCAGAGUCACAUUCCCACCUCUGGUGUAAUUGCAGGGAGAAUAGAUUGUGAACUGAAUUUUGUUGUUUUAUAUGUUCUCCUUUAAAUGUUAAUAAAGUGUAUAUUAAAUCUGUGUGCAUGCAGUAUCUGUCGGUGUGCAGUUUAUAUCCUAAAGAGUAUUAUGCUCUGUAGCUCCCUUCUACAGGUGUAAAGAUGAAUGAAUGUGCACAAGAUUUUAUUAUGGAGCAGCAAGGUGUAUCAGUGGAUAAACGCUGUCAUCUCACAUAAAGAGAAAGAAUAAACCUUUUCAACAGAG